Molecule: messenger RNA, 714 nt
Organism: Symbiodinium necroappetens
Lineage: Eukaryota; Dinophyceae; Suessiales; Symbiodiniaceae
Source: the annotation of a GenBank genome assembly
AUGACCUCGCCACUGAGCCGCUGCUUCACUUUCGACUCCACCGCCAACGGAUACAGUGAGGGCACCUCAGGCAUGAUCCUGAAGUAUGGAAACCACGAGCAGGCAUCUACGAUCUUCCGGGCCUCACAAGUUGGCCAAGACGGGCGCAGCGCGAGCCUGACGGCUCCCAACGGGCCCGGGCAGGAGGAGAUCAUCUCGCGCGCCAUCCGGGAAGCGAAGACGAACAUCGGCCACUUGGAGGGUGGUGCAGCGAUGGCUGCAAUGGUGAAGUCUGUGCUAACGGUGCAACAGGGACAGUGCUUAGCAUCUUUCCAUGUCCGACAGCUGAAUCCACAUCUGGAGCAUACCAUCUUUGAUGCCUUCUUCGAGACCGAGCACUCUUCUCCUGCUGCCGAGAGCGGUGUCGACUCGGGGAGUAGCCUUGGUCUUCCCGAUUGGGUCUUCGACAGCUGCCCUCAGCGACGGGACGACUUCAGUCCAUCUCCAAGGUCCAUUCGUGACUCCUCCGUGGCCAGCUCGGCAAGUUCACCAGCACUAAGCUGCUUCGAAACGCCUGCUCCGCCUUCGAUGAGGCCCAGGUCGCCGCAACCCAAGGCUCAGGAAGAGGAGGAGGCUCUGCACAUGCCUGCAGCCGGCGGACAACCAGCCCGGGCCCGGGUAAGCUGGGCAGACUUGGAGGAGGACGAUGUAGAGGUGUCGUGGCAGUGGAGAUAA